GAAGAAGAAGCAGCAACAGCAGCAGAGAAGAAGACAUUCGGUUAUCAACGGAAGCUGCUGUGUGGGCACACGAGUUUAUUCAUGGUCACUUCUUAUUGAAAUAACAUCAGAGAGUAACUCGGGUGGUGGACUAAACAGAGACCCGGACCCAUCCUGUGUGGUGGACUAAACAGAGACCCGGACCCAUCCUGUGUGGUGGACUAAACAGAGACCCGGACCCAUCCUGUGUGGUGGACUAAACAGAGACCCGGACCCAUCCUGUGUGGUGGACUAAAUGUGCCAGGUAGAAGAGGACUAUCGUCGUCAGCUGGAGAGCGCGAACGUUUCCAGUGUUUCCAGGAAAUGCCUGAAAUGCAAAGAAGCGCCAGCGGCUGUGGUCGUCAGAGGUGGAGAUGCACACUGCAGGAUCUGUUUCAAGGAAAACUUCAUCCACAAGUUCCGAGCCAUGCUGGGUAAAACCAGAGUCAUUUUCCCUGGAGAGAAGGUGCUGCUGGCUGUAUCUGGAGGUCCUUCUUCCUGCUCAAUGCUCCGUCAGGUCCAGGAGGGUUUAAGCCAAGAUGCUCAUAAAAAGCUGAGGUUCCUUCCCGGCAUCGUCUACAUUGAUGAGGGUGGUGCUGUAGGUCGGUCUAUGGAGACGAGGCAGCGGACGGUGUCCGAGCUGCAGUCCAUAUUCAGAGCCACCGGUUUCCCCUUCCACAUCGUUCCUCUGGAGCAGGUUUUAGACCUUCCCAGUUCCGUUGUGUCAGCAGCUCCAUCAGUUUCAGGUCGACCAGCCGGCGCCUACAAAGCAGCAGUAGAUCACUUCAUUCAGGCUGGCAGCGAGGCAUCGCUGGAGGAGGAGCAGGAGGCGUCUCUGCCUGAUGUUCAGGAGUCUCAGACUCAUUUACUGCAGCAGCUGAUGGCUUCUGCUCAGACACUGACGGCCAAAGAAGACCUGCUAAGCAAAUUAAGACAGCAUCUGCUGGUGCACACAGCUCGAACUGAAGGCUACAGUAAAGUGAUGCUGGGAGAAAGCUGCACCAGACUGGCUGUCAGACUGCUCAGCGGCAUCUCCCUGGGCAGAGGGGCCCAGCUGGCUCAGGACACGGGUUUCUCAGACUCCAGAUAUGGUGACGUCAUAUCAGUGCGGCCGAUGAGGGAAUACUCCGCCAAAGAAAUUGCUUUCUAUAAUCACAUGUUCAGCGUGCCGUCUGUGGUCACACCUGGUCUGGACACUCAGAUCUCGGACAAGGCCAGUAUCCAGCGUCUGACAGAGAGCUUUGUUACUAAACUGCAGGCAGACUUUCCUUCUACUGUCAGCACAAUCUACAGGACCAGUGAGAAGCUGCAGACGGCCUGCAGGAUCUCCUCCGCUACUGAUGAUUGUGGCAGAUGUUUGCUCUGUAUGUGCCUCCUGGAUACGUCUGCAGAGAUGGCUUCAGCCCUCCAGGCCACGCUGAUCUCAGAUCAGCUCUCUCACAGUAAAUCUCCAGCUUCUGCAGUCCCAGGACAAGACCAAGGUCCAGCAAAACUAGAAGCAGCUGAUCCAGCAGGACGGUGCUGCUCUUCAGGCGGAGGAAAUCGGGGGGGAACCGGAGGUGGAGCAGGUUGCUGCUCUUCAGCUCAGAACUUUGAGACGACCGACCUGAAGAACCUGCUGUGUUACAGCUGUCAGCUGACCAUCAGAGACAUGACAUCAGUGGACCACCUCCCUCAGUACAUCCUAUCAGCAGCUCAGCGGAGGCAGAGGAGGUCUCUGAUGAGGGAGGAGAUCAGCCCCUUCCUGCUGGUGGAUGCUAACAGUGAGGGGGAAGAAGAGUGAGGAGUCCUGUCGGAUGGUAGAGGCAGAAACGGCUUCCCGCCAUUCUGGCAGACCUCGGAUACUUGGAUAUCUUCCUGAUGGAGAUGGAUCGGUUCUUGCUGGGAGAACUCUGGUGCAGAGACAAUUUUAUCAUGUGAUUAUGUAAUGAAUCAGUCUUUCCCCCUCAUUUAAAACCACUUCACCAGUUUCUGAUCAUUUCACUUAAUAAAAGUAUUAAAGAUGU
Melanotaenia boesemani (Boeseman's rainbowfish) is the source of this 2024-nucleotide messenger RNA. RefSeq names its product cytosolic thiouridylase subunit 2 homolog (S. pombe) (gene ctu2). Gene Ontology annotation, molecular function: sulfurtransferase activity; tRNA binding. The record is from RefSeq and is a predicted model, not a curated record. Lineage: Eukaryota; Metazoa; Chordata; Actinopteri; Atheriniformes; Melanotaeniidae. Gene Ontology annotation, cellular component: cytosol. Gene Ontology annotation, biological process: tRNA wobble position uridine thiolation. The transcript is spliced from 16 exons. Bases 275 to 1801 code for a protein of 508 amino acids.